AUGUAUGUGCAGAUCAUCAAAGCCUGCAUUGUGAUUAUGAUCGUGCAUCUGGUUUGCACCUGGGGCAUUUGCAACCAUUCAUCCGACUUUGCUUUUCGUGGAGUGCCCGUGCACUCAGGUGCACUUGCGGUCAGCUUCUUGCAGGAGCUCUGUUGGGGGAGCUUGCGUCUUGGCUCCGGUUCGACAUUGAGCAGCUUUUCGUGGUUAGAUCCUAGCGAUCUGGAUCUAACUGACAUGGUCGCAAUUGCAACUACAGCCGGCGACCUGCAUGCGUGCUGCGUCUCAACGGCCAUGCUGCCAAUUCCAGGGAGACGCGCUGCUGUCAUCCCUGAAUCUGAUUCUGAACACGUUCAUCGGUAA
Symbiodinium sp. CCMP2592 is the source of this 360-nucleotide messenger RNA. The record is from the annotation of a GenBank genome assembly. NCBI's taxonomy places the organism in Eukaryota, Dinophyceae, Suessiales, Symbiodiniaceae.